Messenger RNA from Trichoplax adhaerens, 417 nucleotides. RefSeq lists its product as uncharacterized. The transcript is spliced from 6 exons. Gene Ontology annotation, molecular function: protein binding. The record is from RefSeq and is a predicted model, not a curated record. Bases 1 to 417 code for a protein of 138 amino acids. Lineage: Eukaryota; Metazoa; Placozoa; Uniplacotomia; Trichoplacea; Trichoplacidae.
AUGGAUGAAAAUCCAAAGGACUCCGGAAAUGAUGGGUCAGUGCGUAAAAGGGUAGGUCCAAAGGUCAACUCCAGCCAGGAAAAGAGAGUCAUGAAAUGGAUUGGCAGGUGCAUUCGAGAAUCAAUAGGUGAAGAUGCCUAUGGAGCGUUACGUGACGGCGUCGCUUUAAUCAAGUUAUAUAAUGCUUUAUGUCCCGAUAUGCAUUUAGAAUAUGUAAAACCAACUACACUUGAAGAUCAGAAGCAAAAUAUCGAAUUAUUUCUGGAUUAUGCUCAAGAUUUUGAAGUAAGCGCUGAAGAUUUAUUUGAAGUAGAACAUUUACUGGAAGGCACCAAUAUUCCGCAGGUCCUUUAUGGCAUUGAAGCAUUUGCCCGACAUAUAGAAAUUUGUGGUUUCGUCGUACCUCCUUUCCAAUAG